Arabidopsis lyrata subsp. lyrata is the source of this 1745-nucleotide messenger RNA. RefSeq lists its product as uncharacterized. The record is from RefSeq and is a predicted model, not a curated record. The transcript has 3 exons. Gene Ontology annotation, molecular function: zinc ion binding. Lineage: Eukaryota; Viridiplantae; Streptophyta; Magnoliopsida; Brassicales; Brassicaceae. Bases 1 to 1488 code for a protein of 495 amino acids.
AUGGACCGGUUUGAGUUUGAAGUAGAAGAUUCAGUAGGGAAUUUCGUUGAUGAGUUUUCUGUUGGCCGAAAUGAAAUUCCUGAUAGUUCGGAUGAAGAGGAAGAUCCGAUUGUUCUGCGAGAUAGAAGAAUCCGAAGGAGCAGAGUUGAUAGAUUAUCUAUAGGUCAAUUGUUCUUCAAUGGUGUUAAGUUUAAAGAGGCUAUAAUUGAGUAUGCUUUAAACACAGGGAAUAAUGUGGUUCAAGGAAGAUGGGAGAAGACAAAGCUUGAAUUCAAGUGUGGUAUUGUUGGUAAGUGUAAGUGGAGGCAAAUGUGGGUGGUAAAGACGACAUAUAGAAAGCACAGUUGUACUCCGAAUGGGAGAUGCAAAAUACUCAGAAGUCCUGUUAUUGCAAGGCUUUUCAUGGACAAGCUAAGAGUAAAUCCUAAAUUCAUGCCUAAGGAAAUUCAAAAUCACAUUAAAGAUCACUGGAAGAUAGUGAGUUCUAGGGGUCAAUGCCAAAGCGCAAGGCUGCUAGCUCUGAAGUUGCUUGAGAAGGAGUAUGAAGAACAAUUUACUCACAUUCGCGGUUAUGUGGAAGAGAUUCUAUCUACUAAUCCGGGAUCAACUGCCAUUGUUGAAACUAUCCCUAACUCUGCCGGUGAAGAUGUUUUUAACCGCUUUUAUGUUUUUGCUGAACAUAGAUUUUGUGUAAAACACAUCAUUGAGAACUUGAAGAACAAGCAUCCAAAAAAAGAUUUGAUCAAACCAUUGAUAUGGCAACUAGCUUGGAGCUACAACAAGACUGAGUUUAAAGAGAACCUCAACAAGGUGAAAGAGUAUAGCAUUGAUGUCUACAAUUUAGUGAUGAAAAAACAACCCGAGAUGUGGUCAAGAGCUUUCUUUAAACUUGGAAGCAACUGUGAGGAUGUUGAUAACAACGCGACGGAAUCAUUCAACGCAUCAAUUACGAAAGCAAGAGCUAAGGCAAUGAUUCCAAUGCUGGACACAAUUAGGAGGCAAGCUAUGAAUCGAAUGGUGAAGAGGCAUAACAAAUCCAAGAAUCAUGAAGGAAUGUUUACAGAGUAUGUUGCCAAGAUUCUCGCGAAAGAGAAGAAAGAUGCAAGCAAGUGUGAAACAACUCCGGCAACUCAUGGAGUUUAUGAGGUUAUGCUUUAUGGGAAUGAUUAUUCGGUGAACACGAAGAAAAGAAAAUGUACAUGUGGUAAAUGGCAAAUCAGUGGGAUUCCAUGUGAGCAUGCCUAUGGAGCAAUGAUUGAUUACGAUAUGAAUGUUGAAAGUUAUGUAUCAGGAUUUUUCAGCACUGAUUUGUGGCGAGACAAUUACGAGCAGUCCAUACAUCCAAUGAGAGGGCCAAGAUUCUGGAUGACUUCUACGUAUCGCUUGGUAACAGCACCACCAGAGCCUAUACUACCUGGUAAGAAGAAAACAAAUAGACAUAUCCAAGGAUUAAAGGAAAACACGAGUCGCCGCAGAAAAAAACAAUAAAAGAAACACUUGGAAGGAAAGGACGUAUUGUACGUUGUUCGUCUUGCCGUGAAACUGGCCAUAAUGCAGCUGGGUGUAAGCAAUAUCCCAAGGAAAAGUCGAAGAGACAAAGAACUACUGAGGAUGUGUCAUCAUCGUCUCAAGUAGAGGUGUCAAGCGGGCCAUCGGCCCGCGGGCUUUGUCCAAGUAGCCCACGGCGGGGCGGGCUUGGAUAUCAUUUUUUAUGUCCAUAAAAUAGCGGGCCUCGCGGACAAGCC